CGCGCGCUCGUUUUUGGGUUGCGCGCGCAGCGCACGUCGGCUGUUGUGACGUCAGGAGCUCAGUGCCUGUCGGAACGCGACAGGUUGGAUUUUCCCCGCGAAAGGGCUGUGGGAGGCGCGAGCCCCGGGUUGGAAUUGGGCGCGAGACCCGCAGCUGGAGCCGCCAUGGUGGAGGGGCGCUGAGUGCUUGGCUCACAGGUCCCAGAGCAGCUGACGUGCCAGAAGGGCUUUGCAUCUGCCUGGCCUGCAGUGACAGCUCCCCCCACCGCCCAUGAUGCAGCGCCCCAUCACGUCAUUUUUCCAGCCCAUGAAGGCAGUGAAGGAGGAGGAGAAGAUCAGACUGCCUGCAGAAGAGGACUCAGCCAACCAGGUGUUGGAGGCGGCUGUGAUGCAGAGAAAUGGCCUAAGCCUCUGUGUGGACUCCCCAGUGAAAUCCGCUGCCAAGAGGCCCCUGCGCCGAGUCUUGGAGAGCGACAGUGACGAGGAGGAGGCUGUGCUGACAGCCCAAGCAGAGGUGGAUCCCAUACAGGAAAAAAACUCGGAGAAAGCCAGCAGCAAGGAGGAGCCUAUGCAAACUCCUCAGUCUGAUCUCUCUGCGGAUAGCCCCUCGCCAAGCAGCAGUCACUCUGCUGGAGACAGCCCGGCCCUUUCUGACUCCCCUGCCGUCGGCCGUGCUGGCAUCCCCAGACGCAGGACGGCUCGCAAGCAGAUCCCCAAACGCAAAAUAGAGCUGCCAACUAGCAGGGAGAAGAACAGGGAUGAGGAGCCAAGUGCCAAGAGAUGCCGGGAAGAGCAAGGCCCAGGAGAUGAGGUAGGCAGGGGAGCAAAGGAAGAAGUAGCCAUGGAAAUGCAAGAGGUGAAAGGUCAGCAUUCGGAGAUAGAACUGGCUGAAGUUAAUGGCACUUUGGAGGAGGGGGCUGUGAACAAGGGAGAAGAGGACUAUGCUAAAGGGGGAGCCCGGGAGAAGCCUGUGCCACCCAAGCCCAGCAGAGCCAUCUCCAGCUUCUUUGCCCCCAAGAAGGUGCCAGUGGCAAGGGCAGGGAAAGCAGAUGAACUUGCAGCAGUGGAGAUACCACCUGCCCCAACUGGCUCAGCCACUGCGAGCAGCAAUGGGAGUGAUGGCACAGCUGGCAGUUUCUCCAAGCCAGUUGUGCCACUGGACCCUGUGGAGUACAAUCCUUCGAAGAGCAGCUACCACCCCAUCCAGGACGCCUGCUGGGGGCAUGGUCAGAGGGUCCCCUACCUGGCUGUGGCUCGGACCUUUGAGCGGAUCGAGGAGGUGUCUGCCCGGCUGAAGAACAUUGAGACCCUGAGCAACCUCUUCCGCUCGGUGAUCGCCCUGUCGCCAUCCGACAUUCUGCCCUGCAUCUACCUCUGUCUGAACCGCCUGGGCCCUGCCUACAAGGGGCUGGAGCUGGGCAUUGGCGAGACCAUCCUCAUGAAGGCUGUCGCACAGGCAACGGGCCGCCAGCUGGAUCAGAUCAAAGCCGAGGCCCAGGAGAAGGGGGAUCUGGGCUUGGUAGCAGAGAGCAGCCGCAGCAACCAGCGCACCAUGUUUACGCCGCCCAAGCUGAGUGCUGCUGGGGUUUUCAGCAAGCUACAGGAGAUUGCCAGGAUGACAGGCAGUGCUUCCAUGAACAAGAAAAUCGACAUCAUCAAAGGGCUGUUUGUGGCCUGCCGGCACUCGGAAGCUCGCUACAUCACUCGGUCCCUGGGCGGGAAGCUUCGGAUUGGGCUGGCAGAGCAGUCAGCGCUGUCAGCCAUUGCCCAUGCCGUGUCUCUUACUCCCCCGGGACAAGGGUUUCCCCCUGAGGUACUGGAUGCUGGCCAGGGCAAAUCUGCAGAGGCACGCAAAGCCUGGCUGGAGGAGCAGACCCAGAUCCUCAAGCAGACCUUCUGUGAGUUGCCUAGCUAUGACAUCAUAGUGCCCAUCCUGCUGGAGCAUGGAGUGGAGAGCCUGCCACAGCACUGCAAGAUCACCCCAGGGAUCCCGCUGAAGCCCAUGCUGGCCCAGCCCACCAAGGGCAUUGGGGAGGUGCUGAAGCGCUUUGAGGAGGCUGCCUUCACCUGCGAGUACAAGUAUGACGGGGAGCGAGCCCAGAUCCACAUCCUGGAGAAUGGGGAUGUGCACAUCUACAGCCGCAACCAGGAGGACAACACCUCCAAAUACCCUGACAUCAUCAGCCGCAUCCCCAAGGUGAAGAAGGGCAGUGUGCGGUCUUGUAUCCUGGAUGCUGAGGCCGUUGCCUGGGACCCUGAGAAGAGGCAGAUUCAACCCUUCCAGGUCCUGACCACGCGGAAGCGCAAGGAUGUGGAAGCUGCUGAGAUCAAAGUGCAGGUGUGUCUGUAUGCCUUCGACAUUCUGUACCUCAAUGGGGAGUCCCUAGUGAAGGAGCCAUUCUCCAGGCGCCGUCUGCUGCUGCACAAUUCUUUUGUGGAGACGGAGGGGGAGUUCCUGUUUGCCACCUCCAUGGACGCCUCCAGCCUGGACGAGAUCUCUGAAUUUCUUGACCAGUCCAUCAAAGACUCCUGCGAGGGCCUCAUGGUCAAGUCCCUGGAGGUGGACGCCACGUACGAGAUCGCCAAGAGAUCCCACAAGUGGCUGAAGCUGAAGAAGGAUUACCUGGAAGGUGUUGGUGACACUCUGGACUUGGUGGUGAUUGGUGCCUACCUGGGCAAGGGCAAGCGAGUAGGCAUGUAUGGCGGCUUCCUGCUGGCCUGCUAUGAUGAGGAGAGUGAGGAGUACCAGAGCAUCUGCAAGAUUGGGACUGGCUUCACAGAGGAGAUCCUGGAGAAGCAUUACAGCUUCCUGAAGGACCAUGUGCUAGAGAAGCCACGGCCCUAUUACCGCUGGGAUAGCAGCACUGAGCCCAACCACUGGCUGGCAGCUGUGCAGGUGUGGGAAGUGAAGUGCGCUGACCUGUCCAUCUCGCCUGUGCACAAGGCAGCUAUAGGUCUGGUGGAUGAGGAGAAGGGCAUCUCCCUGCGCUUUCCCCGGUUCCUGCGUGUGCGUGAUGACAAGAAGCCUGAAGAAGCCACAACCAGUUCCCAGGUGGCUGAGCUCUACAAGCAGCAGCAGCAGAUUCAGAACCAGCAGCCUGCAGAGAAGGUUGAAGAGGAGGAUUUCUACUAGUGCUGGUGUGGGGAGCCCAGGAGGGGGUAGGUGACACCUGUGGCUGCCAGGGCAUGGAUGAGUGAGUGCUAUAGGCUCCCUGACACCUCCUCUGUGCCUGGCGCCAAGGCCCAGAGCUCUUGUUGUCUUUCCCUAGGCGCACUGAGACCCUAGGGAAGGGAAAUGCUGGCCUAAGGCAGCGGCAUCUGUUCAGUUGUAAUGAGCAUUGUUGUGUACAAUAAACCUUAAUCUCUUUCUUA
This is a messenger RNA of Dermochelys coriacea (leatherback sea turtle), 3372 nucleotides long. RefSeq names its product DNA ligase 1 (gene LIG1). The transcript has 27 exons. Lineage: Eukaryota; Metazoa; Chordata; Testudines; Dermochelyidae. Gene Ontology annotation, cellular component: mitochondrion; nucleus. Gene Ontology annotation, biological process: DNA biosynthetic process; lagging strand elongation; DNA repair. The record is from RefSeq and is a predicted model, not a curated record. The coding region runs from base 272 to 3133 and encodes 953 amino acids. Gene Ontology annotation, molecular function: ATP binding; DNA binding; DNA ligase (ATP) activity.